GAAACUUUCAAGAUCCCAUUUUACAGAUGGGACCCUCGGGCUCAGAGAGUUAAACGAGAGGAUUCACCAUCGCUUCUAUGGCUGCCUCACAAACUUCACAAACUGUUGCAUCUCACGUUCCUUUUGCAGAUUUAUGUUCAACUUUAGAACGAAUACAGAAAAGUAAAGGACGUGCAGAAAAAAUCAGACACUUCAGGGAAUUUUUAGAUUCUUGGAGAAAAUUUCACGAUGCCCUUCAUAAGAACCAAAAAGAUGUCACAGACUCUUUUUAUCCAGCAAUGAGACUAAUUCUUCCUCAACUAGAAAGAGAGAGAAUGGCCUAUGGAAUCAAAGAAACUAUGCUUGCUAAGCUUUAUAUUGAAUUGCUUAAUUUACCUAGAGAAGGUAAAGAUGCCCUUAAACUUUUAAAUUACAGAACACCCACUGGAACUCGUGGAGAUGCUGGAGACUUUGCAGUGAUUGCCUACUUCGUGUUGAGGCCAAGAUGUUUACAGAAAGGAAGUUUAACUAUACAGCAAGUAAAUGACCUUUUAGACUCCGUUGCCAGCAAUAAUUCUGCUAAAAGAAAAGACCUAAUAAAGAAGAGUCUUCUUCAACUUAUAACUCAGAGUUCAGCACUUGAGCAAAAGUGGCUUAUACGGAUGAUCAUAAAGGAUUUAAAGCUUGGUGUUAGUCAGCAAACUAUACUUUCUGUUUUUCAUAAUGAUGCUGUUGAGUUGCAUAGUGUCACCACAGAUCUGGAAAAAGUCUGCAGGCAACUUCAUGAUCCUUCUGUAGGACUCAGCGAUAUUUCUAUCACUUUAUUUUCUGCCUUUAAACCAAUGCUAGCUGCUAUAGCAGAUAUUGAGCGCAUUGAGAAGGACAUGAAACACCAGACUUUCUACAUCGAAACCAAACUAGAUGGUGAGCGUAUGCAAAUGCACAAAGAUGGGACUAAAUAUAAAUACUUCUCCAGAAAUGGAUAUAAUUAUACUGAUCAGUUUGGUGCUUCUCCAGAUGAAGGUUCUCUUUCCCCAUUCAUUCAUAAUGCAUUCAAAACAGAUAUACAAGUCUGUAUUCUUGACGGUGAGAUGAUGGCCUACAACCCUAAUACGCAAACUUUUAUGCAAAAGGGUAUUAAGUUUGAUAUUAAAAGAAUGGUAGAAGAUUCUGAUCUGCAAACAUGUUAUUGUGUUUUUGAUGUAUUGAUGGUUAAUAAUAAAAAACUAGGACAUGAGACCCUAAGAAAGAGGUAUGAGAUCCUUAGUAGUAUUUUUACACCAAUACCAGGUAGAAUAGAAAUAGUACAAAAAACACAAGCUCAUACUAAGAAUGAAGUAAUUGAUGCAUUGAAUGAAGCAAUUGAUAAAAGAGAAGAGGGUAUCAUGAUAAAACAUCCUCUAUCCAUUUACAAGCCAGACAAAAGAGGUGAAGGAUGGUUAAAAAUUAAACCAGAGUAUGUCAGUGAACUAAUGGAUGAAUUGGACAUCUUAAUUGUUGGAGGCUAUUGGGGUAAAGGUUCACGGGGUGGGAUGAUGUCUCAUUUUUUGUGUGCAGUAGCAGAGAAGCCCCCUUCUGGUGAAAACCCAUCUGUGUUUCAUACUCUCUCUCGUGUUGGCUCUGGUUACACCAUGAAAGAACUGUAUGAUCUGGGUUUGAAAUUGGCCAAACAUUGGAAGCCUUUUCAUAAAAAAACUCCACCAAGUAGCAUUUUAUGUGGAACAGAGAAGCCAGAAGUGUACAUCGAACCUUGUAACUCUGUCAUCGUUCAGAUUAAGGCAGCAGAGAUCGUCCCCAGUGACAUGUAUAAAACUGGCUGCACAUUGCGUUUUCCCAGAAUCGAAAAGAUAAGAGAUGACAAAGAGUGGCAUGAAUGCAUGACUCUGGAUGACUUAGAGCAACUUAGGGGGAAAGCAUCUGGAAAGCUUGCAUCUAAACACUUUUAUGUAGGUAUAGAUGAUGAACCACAGGAAAAAAAGCGGAAAGUUGCCCCAAAGAUGAAGAAAGUUAUUGGAAUUAUCGAACACUUAAAAGCACCUAAUCUUUCUAAUAUAAACAAAGUUUCUAAUAUAUUUGAAGAUGUCGAGUUUUGUGUUAUGAGUGGAACAGACAGCCAUCCAAAGACUGACCUGGAGAAUAGAAUUGCAGAAUUUGGUGGUUAUAUAGUACAGAAUCCAGGCCCAGACACGUACUGUGUAAUUGCAGGGUCUGAGAACAUCAGGGUGAGAAACAUAAUUUCUGCAGAUGAACAUGAUGUUGUCAAGCCCGUGUGGCUUUUAGAAUGUUUUAAGGCCAAAAGCUGUGUGCCAUGGCAGCCUCGCUUUAUGAUUCAUAUGUGUCCAUCAACAAAAAAACAUUUUGCCCGUGAAUAUGAUUGCUAUGGUGAUAGUUAUUUUGUUGAUACAGAUUUGAAGCAACUGAAGGAAGUAUUCUCAGGAAUUAAAAAUUCUGAUGAACAGACUCCUGAAGAAAUGUCUUCUGUGAUUGCUGAUUUAGAAUAUCGGUAUUCCUGGGACCACUCUCCCCUCAGUAUAUUUCGACGCCACACCAUUUAUUUGGAUUUGUAUAGUGUUAUUAAUGAUUUGAGUACCAAAACCAAGGGAACAAGAUUAGCUAUUCAAGCCUUGGAGCUUCAGUUUCAUGGAGCAAAAGUAGUUUCUUGUUUAGCUGAAGGAGUGUCUCAUGUUAUCGUUGGGGAAGAUCAUAGUCGAGUUGCAAAUUUUAAAGCUUUUAGAAGAAAUUUUAAGAGAAAGUUUAAAAUCCUAAAAGAAGAUUGGGUAACUGAUUCAAUAGACAAAUGUGAAUUACAGGAGGAAAAUCAAUAUUUGAUUUAAAGCUGGUUUUCCUAUUGAAAAAAGCUUCUGGUCUGGCAGACUCAUUGCAGCAGAUGGUAAUGAUAAAAUAGUAAACUACAUUUUAUUUUUGUCUCUUAUAUGCUUAAAAAAUAUUAUUAGAUAUAGGAAUUUUAACUUUUUAAAUUAUAAUAAUAAUUUUAACUUUUAAGAUUGAAAAGACACUAAAUGGCCCAAAGCCAAGAAAGAAAAAAUUCUCUUAGUAGUGUACUAUUUGAUGAUUUUUAUAACCAAGAUGAAAUAAACAGUUUAAAGAAGCAGUGUUUGUAUAAUACCCAUAUAGAAAUCUAGAAUUUUGACUCAGGUAUUAAAUACAUUUAGAAACUUCUGAACUCAAUAAAGGGAUUGUCUUUCUAAACAGUAUCUUCUGAAGUCAAGUAAAAAAUUUAAUGUUUUUUAUCUAAUAAAAGCAUUGCAAGAAAAAGGAUGGAAUUGUUAUAAUUGGACUUGUAAGAAUAUAUCUUUUUAUGUCGAGGCUAAAAUGCCUCUUUUAAAUAUAAAAUGUAAAAAAAUUUAUUUUUUAAGUUUAAGGUCAAAUGCAUUAAAACCUUGUCAAUGAUGUUGUUUCAUCUUCCUAAAUUAGGGAAGAUGAAUGAGACUUAAUGAUCUAAAAACUUAAAAUUGCAUUGGUUUAAUUAAAAAUAAAUCUUGCAAUUUUUAAAGUAGUUAGCCCACAUCUAAUUUUUUGUCUGAAACAGAACAUGUUUUAAAGAAAGUAUUUUUAUGUGCAUUUCUACUCCAGUAUAAAUAGCAUUCACAAAAGUGAUAUUCCUACCUAUAAUCAUUGAGUUGGUGUCCACAUGGCAUGCAUGCUGUAACUUACACUGAAUAGAAGUAAAUUUCUAUGACUUUUUAAAAUGACUUUUAUAAUUAAGUUACUUAAAGUCAAUGUGUAUAGUGUAUGUUAUGUCUGGAUUUAUAUACCAAGCUCUGUAAUACAGCUUAUAUAUUUUCAUGACCAUAUUGAAAUUUGGUAUGUGAGAUACUGUGUGUAGAUUAUUUGAAAGUAAUUGGAAAUUUUAUCCAAACAGUGGAGCAAAUGCAUAUGAUUUUUAUUAUAUCUCUUAAUUUAAAUAAAAUAUUAAAUAUAAUAUUAAAA
Messenger RNA from Propithecus coquereli (Coquerel's sifaka), 3930 nucleotides. RefSeq names its product ligase IV, DNA, ATP-dependent (gene LIG4). NCBI's taxonomy places the organism in Eukaryota, Metazoa, Chordata, Mammalia, Primates, Indriidae. The record is from RefSeq and is a predicted model, not a curated record. Gene Ontology annotation, cellular component: DNA-dependent protein kinase-DNA ligase 4 complex; DNA ligase IV complex. Gene Ontology annotation, biological process: double-strand break repair via nonhomologous end joining; DNA biosynthetic process; immunoglobulin V(D)J recombination. Bases 78 to 2813 code for a protein of 911 amino acids. Gene Ontology annotation, molecular function: DNA ligase (ATP) activity; ATP binding; DNA binding. The transcript has 2 exons.